AUGGCGGCGCAGCCGUCCUGUCGUGGAGCGCGGACCAAUCAAAAGCCGCGCCUGGCAGAAGUACUGGCGGAAGUUCCCUCCUCGGCGGCGUCGGCGGCCGCUUCCGGCGGAUACGCGGUGCAUUGUGGUCCCGGUGGGGCCCAACGGCGGCGGCGGAGCGGGGCCGAGGCCGCGGGGGGCGCGGCCCCGGGGGGGGGCGGGGCGGGAAUUUGGGGGCGAGGAGGUUCCGGACCCCCGGCAGCGCGGGAUGGGCGACAGCGACCGCGGUCAGCACCGGGAGCGGCGGGAGCGGGGAGCGGGGGGGAGGCGAGUGCCGCAGCCCCGACAGCUCGAGCGCCGCCUCCCCUCCCCCGGCCCCCCCUCCCCCCAUGGGCUCCCCGGCGCUGGGGGGCGCUCUGGCCCCCGGCGCUGGGCUCCCCCUUCGCCGUCAUCGGCUCCUCCAGGGGCUCCACGCAGAGCCUGGGGUACGGCAGCACCACCGCGCAGCUGGCGCCGGGGGCGGGGCUGGCGCUGCCCCCCGGGGGCGGAGCCGAGGACGUGAAGCCCCCGCUGGGAAUUCGGGGCCCCCAAAACUGCAACCCCCACGGGGCUGGGAAGCGGCUCUGCGCCAUCUGCGGGGACAGGAGCUCGGGCAAGCACUACGGCGUGUCGAGCUGUGAGGGCUGCAAGGGCUUCUUCAAGCGCACGAUCCGCAAGGACCUGACGUACACGUGCCGCGACAACCGCGAGUGCGUGGUGGACAAGCGGCAGCGCAACCGCUGCCAGUACUGCCGCUACCAGAAGUGCCUGGCCACGGGCAUGAAACGCGAGGCCGUUCAGGAGGAGCGCCAGCGCGGCAAGGACAAGGAGGGCGACGCCGAUUUCGGGGCGGCCCCCAACGAGGAGAUGCCGGUGGAGAAACUUCUGGAAGCCGAGCUCGCCGUGGAGCCCAAGAGCGACGACGGCGCCGGCCCCGGAGGAGCCUCCGUGAGUGCCAAAUCCGGAAAAUCGGUGAAAAUUCCACCAGAAUCGGUGAAAAUUCCACCAGAAUCGGUGAAAAUUCCACCAAAAUCGGUGAAAAUCGGGAAUGUCUGA
Camarhynchus parvulus is the source of this 1074-nucleotide messenger RNA. Its product is annotated as retinoic acid receptor RXR-beta-like. Gene Ontology annotation, cellular component: RNA polymerase II transcription regulator complex. The transcript is spliced from 6 exons. Gene Ontology annotation, biological process: positive regulation of transcription by RNA polymerase II; cell differentiation; response to retinoic acid. Gene Ontology annotation, molecular function: zinc ion binding; nuclear receptor activity; retinoic acid-responsive element binding. The record is from RefSeq and is a predicted model, not a curated record. Bases 1 to 1074 code for a protein of 357 amino acids. NCBI's taxonomy places the organism in Eukaryota, Metazoa, Chordata, Aves, Passeriformes, Thraupidae.